AUGGGCUUUCAGGCCUCCCCCUCCACCCCGGCGGGUAUUUAAGAGGCCGAGGCCGGCCGGGCGGGCCGACGCCAUGCUCUUCACCGAGACUGCCCACUUCGUGGUGAAUUUUCUUCUGUCCCGGCGGCCCCGGGCCCCGCCCCCACACCGCCUGGACCAGGAGCUGUGUUUCUGGGGCUGCCGCGGCCCGGCCCUGCCGGCGCCCGCCUCCCGCCGCAGCCUGGGCGACUACUGGCUGAGCCCGCAGCGCCGCCGCCCGCCGGGCGCCGCCUGGCGCUGGCCGACGCGCAACCUGCUGCUGCUGCCGGGGGCCACCGGGCUGGCAGACGUGCCCUCGGCGCGCUGGCCCAGCUGCUACGGCGCGCGCCCGCGCCUCACGUGGAAGCACCGAUGGCAGAAUAUUAACUACCAAUUCCUGGGCAAGAGGAAGAGGCAUCUAGCUCCCCUGCGCCCGUGAGAGCCGGGAUUUCAGGAGCUGGGCUUCAGGUUCAUCACAUGACGUCCCGAGGCUGACUCGUGCCAAGACAGGACGAGCAGGAAAAUGUCCUGGGAGCCCUGCAAAAUCCUGUAUCCCUCUCUGUGGGUGAAGAUUCUCUACCUUUGCUCUCCUCCCUGGGAUCUCCAUGUUUCUGCCCCUUUACUGCCCAAAUAAAGCAGUUUUCACCUC
Molecule: messenger RNA, 667 nt
Organism: Nyctereutes procyonoides (raccoon dog)
Lineage: Eukaryota; Metazoa; Chordata; Mammalia; Carnivora; Canidae
Exons: 4
Coding region: 74-457 (127 amino acids)
Source: RefSeq, a predicted model, not a curated record